AUGUUAGAAGACUACAUUAAUUAUGCAAAUCUAAGUUACAUCGACAAUGACGCCGACUUCCAGAGCUCACCAUUGUGGAAGGUGGCAGUUGUCCUCUACUGUUUCACGUUGGUCCUUGGCCUCCCUGGAAAUGCCUUUGUUCUGUGGAUAGCAGGGCUGAAGAUGAAAAGGACAGUAAACACCACUUGGUUCUUAAACUUGGCUAUCGCUGACUUCCUCUGCUGCCUGUCUGUACCCUUCUCCAUCACGGAUAUAAUUCUGGAUUACCAAUGGCCCUAUGGUAACUUCUUGUGCAAAGUGAUUCCUACUGUUGUUGUCCUGAACAUGUUUGCCAGUGUCUUUAUUCUUACCUUGAUUAGCGUGGACAGGUUUCUGCAGGUCAUCAGACCGGUUUGGUCUCAAAACCAUCGGACCAUCACUCUGGCCUUCUGGCUUUGUGUCUCUUCUUGGGUAAUGGCUGUGGCCCUCAGCUUGCCCUCUGUGAUCUACAAACAAGCGGUUUUUCAUGACCUGCUGAACAAAACAGUUUGUACUUACAAUUUCUCUGGUUCUGACCACAGCCCGCUAAUUUCCCUGCUCCGGUUUGUUUUCGGAUUCUUGAUUCCCAUCUUCAUCAUUAUCCUGUGCUACUCAUUUAUUCUACACAAGGUGAAUAGCAGCCAUUUUUCCAAGUCUCAGAAGCCCCUGAAGAUCAUCCUUGGAGUCAUAAUGGCCUUUUUUGUCUGUUGGUCUCCAUACCACAUUAUUGGACUGGUGCUGGGAUAUGGCGAAGAGAUGUCGAUGUCUGUUUCGCUAGCACUCUAUAUUGAUCCAUUGUCCGUUUCCAUGGCAUACUUCAACAGUUGUCUAAACCCACUGCUGUAUGUGUUCAUGGGGCAGGACUUCAAGGAGAAGGUCAAACUCUCUCUUAGGCGUGUCCUUGAGAAUGCUUUCAGCGAGGCAGCCACACAUUCUGGGGUGCAUUCCCAAGGAGAGCAUUCACGGGCCACAAAUACCUCUGAAGCUCAGGUAUAAAGAGUUUACGGUACAC
Messenger RNA from Scleropages formosus (Asian bonytongue), 1030 nucleotides. It is a transcript of the gene c3ar1, whose product is annotated as C3a anaphylatoxin chemotactic receptor. Bases 1 to 1014 code for a protein of 337 amino acids. Gene Ontology annotation, cellular component: plasma membrane. Gene Ontology annotation, biological process: inflammatory response; phospholipase C-activating G protein-coupled receptor signaling pathway; positive regulation of cytosolic calcium ion concentration. The record is from RefSeq and is a predicted model, not a curated record. Gene Ontology annotation, molecular function: G protein-coupled receptor activity; complement component C5a receptor activity. NCBI's taxonomy places the organism in Eukaryota, Metazoa, Chordata, Actinopteri, Osteoglossiformes, Osteoglossidae. The transcript has a single exon.